GAAGAUACAGGCUUCAAAGAUGGGGUUGGGGGUUGAAAAAAAUAUCCGUUCUUAUCAAACCUCAAAUCAAGUUUCUAUCUUCCUCUAGCUGUGCACACUAUAAAGCAUUUAAAAGGGGAGGCAGACUCUAAUUGACUCAGACAUCUGCAACAGCUCAACAUUGAAACCUGCAAAUCAUCUUUAAAAAACAUGAGGACAACCUGUGUGUGUCUGGUCGUUGGACUGGUCCUGCUGGUGGCCUGGACUUCUGAGGCUCACCCUCAAGCGCUAACAGUUCCACUAAAAUGCUGUUUCAACUUCAUCGACUUCCCAAUUCCAAGCAACAAAGUUAAGCAUGUUGAGCAGACAAGCCAAAGCUGCCCCAUCAAAGCUGUUCUGGUAACAACAGAGAGGGGUGAAUUUUGUGUGAAACCAAACGCGCCUUGGCUAAAGAAGAUAAAGUAGUUCCUGCCAUCUAAAAUGCAACACCUGCAUCAUGGCUUUUUUUUUUUUUUUUUGCUAAAUGCAACUGCUCUUUAUUAUAAAAGUUAUUUUAUAUAUAUAUUCCACUGUGCAAUGCAUUAUUAAAAAAAUCUUUUAACCCUC
Myxocyprinus asiaticus (Chinese sucker) is the source of this 585-nucleotide messenger RNA. Its product is annotated as C-C motif chemokine 22-like. Bases 190 to 444 code for a protein of 84 amino acids. The record is from RefSeq and is a predicted model, not a curated record. Gene Ontology annotation, molecular function: CCR chemokine receptor binding; chemokine activity. Lineage: Eukaryota; Metazoa; Chordata; Actinopteri; Cypriniformes; Catostomidae. Gene Ontology annotation, biological process: immune response; positive regulation of ERK1 and ERK2 cascade; cellular response to interleukin-1. Gene Ontology annotation, cellular component: extracellular region. The transcript has 3 exons.